Onthophagus taurus is the source of this 653-nucleotide messenger RNA. RefSeq names its product natterin-3-like. NCBI's taxonomy places the organism in Eukaryota, Metazoa, Arthropoda, Insecta, Coleoptera, Scarabaeidae. The record is from RefSeq and is a predicted model, not a curated record.
AAUCUACACAACAAUUCCAUUUUACAAAAUUGGUUUAGUCAUAAUCGGACUCAUUUCGCGAUAAGAUAACAUAAAUCUAUAAAAAUAAAGCUGUGAGGGAAUCACAUUUUAAACCGGUUAUUUAGUUUUAUCAACAUCAACAUGUCUUGCCAAGCGGGUGGAAAUUAUUAUUGGGUUGAUUGGUCAUCGAGUAGAGGCGUUCAUAACCACGCGGUUUUAGGGGGUAAAGACCUCGAUGGAAGUCAAAUUUAUGUAGGAAGGGCUUAUCACGCUGGAGAUUGGAUCCCUGCUAAAGUUAUCCCACAAAAACGAGUCGCCUACAUUUCUUAUGGAGGUAAUGAAAUAGCGGUUCAUAAUUUCCAGGUUUUAUGCGAACAAAGAUUCCAAUGGGCAAGAGAACGUAACGGUAGAGUUCCUCAUAAUGCUGUAAUCGGUGGAAGAACUGCAACCGGGGAAAAUUUAUACAUCGGUAGGGCUCAUCAUGCCGGAGCACACACAGUUGGAAAGAUACACCCAAGUCAUGGAUGUUUGUAUAUCCCGUUUAAUGGAAAAGAAGUAGCAAUAAAAGAUUAUGAAGUCUUAACUUUACAAUAAUCAAUAAUCCUUCAAUUAAUUUGUACAUCUAUAAUAAAUAAAACAAAUUUGUAAUUAAA